AUGACAGAUUUAAAUGACUCAGAAGAAAUAACCAAUAAGAUCGUCGCUCCAGUAGUCUCUGACGCCUUGUCUAGAUUUCAAGCAUUAAAAGCCAAACGACAAGAAGCCAAAAAACUAAACAAGCGAGAAAUAUUCCAAGAUGCAAAGAAUCAACGAAUGGCAUCCAUAAAAGCAAGACAAGAAGAAAUCAAUAAACAAAAUCAAGAAGCCGGUGACGAUAGACAUACUAAACAAGAUGAAAAAGAUCAGUCAGAGAAGAAUCUUGAAUAUACAAUCGAAGAAACUGAAAAAUGGCAAGCAAAACAAAAGAAAAAGAACAACAAUCAUAGAGAUGGAACUCAAAAUCUUGAUAUAUUGGCCGAAACUACCUAUAUAAAGGAAAUAUCUGACAUAAAAAUCGACAAAGAAGAAUACAACCGACAAAAGAAAUCAUUAAUGGAGAAAUACAAUAUUGAUGAUGAGUCACAAUUGAAAAGCAUAGUGGACGUUGAAAAUAAACCAAGUCCACAAACUAUGAGUGAAAUGGAUGGUUUACAGAACAAGAAUCAAGUUACAUUAAAUGCUGUUGUUCAAUAUAAGGUCUUUAUCGAAGAAUCAAGGGAUCGGAGGAGAGCGACGAAACUGGAUUUCGAGCAUGUGGCAUGCGAGUUCCAUGUGAUGUCCUUGGAACAGUCGUGGACUGUUGCAAUUGUAUCGAUCGAGGUUUUAGAGUUACAUUUAGAACCAGCUUACAAGAGACAAGGCAGGACAUGA
Molecule: messenger RNA, 753 nt
Organism: Hemisphaericaspora subhashii
Lineage: Eukaryota; Fungi; Ascomycota; Pichiomycetes; Serinales; Debaryomycetaceae
Exons: 2
Coding region: 1-753 (250 amino acids)
Source: RefSeq, a predicted model, not a curated record